AUGCUUACAGACGAUUCGGCCUGCCCUGUGCUCACCCCACAAAUUGGAGUCUACCCGUCUGAUAGUGAAACUAAUCCAGAAUCAUUUAAUAUGGCUUUGAUGGAUCAGCCACAGUGGAGUCCAUUACCCGAUGGAGGAUUUGAAGUUAUUGACACUCUUCCUAAAAAAGAAUAUUAUAUGAGCUUGCGAAGAAUUGAUGGAAAUGGCACACUUGGAAAUAUCAAUCGCUUGGGGAGUAUCACUGGUGGAUCAGCUCUAGGCACUGGCGCUAUCAUGUCUCCUUCUAUGCCUGGAGCAUCUUCAAGCCCUCUUGUUCAAAUGAACAAGGACACUUUGCAUUCUCAUUCACAUCUUGGACGUUCGCAAGCUUCAGCAUUAGAUUUUAAACCUUCUGGCAAAAUGGUAGAUUGUACUGUAGUAAUGUUGGAUGGCUCGGAGCAAGUUUUCAAUUUAGACGCAAGUUUACUUCUUGUGAACGCAUUUUGUCUUGAUUAUCCCGUAUAA
This is a messenger RNA of Protopolystoma xenopodis, 504 nucleotides long. The record is from the annotation of a GenBank genome assembly. Lineage: Eukaryota; Metazoa; Platyhelminthes; Monogenea; Polystomatidea; Polystomatidae.